This is a messenger RNA of Chrysoperla carnea, 4889 nucleotides long. RefSeq names its product centrosomin (gene cnn). Gene Ontology annotation, biological process: centriole replication; negative regulation of centriole replication; positive regulation of microtubule polymerization. The record is from RefSeq and is a predicted model, not a curated record. The coding region runs from base 107 to 4825 and encodes 1572 amino acids. NCBI's taxonomy places the organism in Eukaryota, Metazoa, Arthropoda, Insecta, Neuroptera, Chrysopidae. Gene Ontology annotation, molecular function: microtubule binding; calmodulin binding; protein kinase binding. Gene Ontology annotation, cellular component: pericentriolar material; microtubule organizing center; perinuclear region of cytoplasm. The transcript has 8 exons.
GGUUUUUAGUUAGUUUGUUUUGUGUCAUCUUUUUAAAAUAGUGUUUUAAAGUUUAUUUUUUUAAUCAAUGCGAUUUUAAAAGUUUUUUUUUUUUAAUUAUAUAAAAAUGGCAGAUAAUGUGCCAAACGAUAAAAAUAAUGGACCUGCAGAGGACUUGGAAAAUCAAACGCAAAAUAUUACAAGUCCAGCACAGCUGCAAGAUACCACAUUAGAACCAAACAUUACAUUAGCAUUUCCAUUAAUCGGGGAUGAGAACCAUGCCGGAAAAACAUCACCAAUGCGUAUACAAUCAGUUAAAGAAUAUGAAGAACAGUUAAAUACAUUAAUGAAAGAAAAUUUUAAUUUAAAGUUACGGAUAUUUUUUCUGGAAGAAAAGAUGGGCAGAAUUUUGUCUGGACCAAAAGAUAUGGAGGAAGCAGUUAAACAGAAUAUUGAAUUAAAUGUCGAAAAUGAAACAAUUAGAAAAGAGUUAAAAGAUAAUAAAAUAUUGCUUUCACAAGCGUUAAAAGCAUUAGAACUAAUUGAACAGGAACAAAAUAAGACAGAAGUCACAAAGGAUACGGAAAUUCGUGUCUAUAAAAAUAGAAUUGAUGAAUUGGAACAUCAGUUAUCCAAACAAUUGGAUCAUCAAGCAACAGCUUUACAAUCGCAACACUUAAGACUAGAGGAAGAAUAUAAUUUGGAAGCUGAACGUGAUCAAGCUCUCGAAGAAGUCACUACAUUAAAAAAACGUUGUAAUUACAUUGAAAAUGAAUUACAAACUCGUUGUAGAUUAUUUGAUGAACGUGAAAAUGAACUUAUUAAAAAAAUCAAUGAUAUGUCAAGGCAAUUACAAGACUACGCAACUGAAAAUGAACAACUGCAAAAUAUAAAAGAACGUUAUGAUAAUUUAGAAUUAACUGUCAAACAUAAAGACGAAGAGAUUAGUACAUUAAAUCGUAUACUUGAUGACAAAUGUGCUAGUUUAGAAGAUCAAUUAAAACGACGUUCUGAAUAUCGUAAAACAAUUGAACAACAAAAUCAACAAUUAGAAUUCCUUAAUAAAUCAUUAAGGUCACGUGAGACUAUGGUCAAUGAAUUAGAGGAACGUUUACAGGCAGCAUUACAACAUUCCAGAACAAUUGAAUCAAAAUUCGAAAUCCAACAACAAGAAUUCAAACAUAGCAUGGAGGAGUUACAAGCUCAACGUAAGAAAUAUUUAAAUGACGAAACUGACUUGAGCAGUAUUGGCAGUAUGUCAAUAGAAAAUCGUUUGCAACGAGCUAAAUUAGAAGACUCAUUACGUAAACGAGAAGAUGAUAUACGUUUGCUAAAAAAUCAAAUAGAAGCACGUGAUUUAAAAAUUAAUAAAUUAGAAACUGAAAAUACACGAGCUUUGAGUUUCAUACGUGAAUUACUGAAACGUGAAGGUGCUGACAAAGAAUUGGUUGGUCAAAAAUCAAUUGGUCUUACAUAUGAUGAUAUUAUUCGACGCGAUCAAGAAAUAGCCAACUUAAAAAAAGAAUUACGUGUAAUCAAGGAUAAUUUUGUUGUACGUUCCGAUAAAACUGAAGAAACGAGAGAAACCAAAGAAACGCGCGAAUUUGAGCGCUUGCAGAAUGACGAUGGUUCAUUUGAAAAAACCGGCGGUGAUUCAUCAGCAGUUAGUUCUUUGAUUGAAAAAUACGUCGAAGAAAUUUCUACUAUGGAUGAAAAAAUAAAAGAACUGGUUAAAGAUUUACAGGAGAAAGAGCAACAAAUAAAGAAAAUUGAAGAAUUGAAUGAAAAUAAUGUUCAUGUGUUACAAACAAAAGAUAAUCGUAUAGUUGAAUUGGAACAGGAAAUAUUUAAUUUGAAAGAUGAAUUAUUAACAAUUCGUAAAGAACAUCUAGAGUCUGCAACGGUGGAAAUUGAAAAGAACGAUAGCGAAAAAGUUGAUCAUACAGACCUAAUUAAUUUAGUUGAUAAGCGGGGUAAAGAAAUAGAACGUUUAGAAGAAGAAUUACGUAAACGUACUGGCAAUUUACAAGAAUUAGUGAAUAAAGAAUUAUGGGAUAAAAAUCGUGAAAUUGAACGUUUACAAAAACGCAUUCGAUUAAUAUUAGAUGAAAAAGAAAGUGAAAUACAAGCAUUACGAUUAGAAUUGCAAGAUAAAGAUAAAACAAUUGAUGGUAGCGGCGAUGGCUCAUCAACUCGAAUGCAUGAGGAAAUUAUAGAAUUAAAAAAUGCAAAUACCAGCUUAAAAAUACAAAUUGAAGAUUUAAAAGAUAAAAUUCAUAAUACACCGGAACGUGACACUGAAAAAUUGCGAUCUGAAAUACAAAAAGUUGAAAAAGAUUAUAAAAUGUGCCUAAAAACAAAACAAGAGGCCUUAGAUAUGUGUUCAUUAUUAACAAGUCGAUUAGAAGAAUUAGCGUUAUUUUUAAAAGCAUUACUAAAACAUAAAAGUGUCUUAGGCUUUUUAGGUAUUGAAAAUCAAAGCAUUAUUAAGGAUGUUGUAGACAAAAGCUUAGAUUUGUCCAGAAAUUUAUCAAUGUCAAUUUCAAUUAACGAAGAUGCAAGUUUACUACAAAUGAGUUCCAUUACAAGUGUUUUAGAUUCGAAUCGAUUAUCGUUGCUUAAAUUUUUACAUACUUUAGACAAUGAGAAUGAACUUGGUUUUAGUACAUCAUUACAAGACAUUGAUCCACUAAAUAUAACGCUAAAUAAUUCAAAUUCAACGAUAUUUAAUAAAUCUUUAAUGCACUUGUUAAAUAGAUCAAAAUGCGAACUUCCACGUGAAAAAUCACCGAUAAAGAGUCAUGAAAAAUCGAAAAUUAAUCAUGAAUUAGAUCAAUCAGAAUCCGAAGCAUGGUCUGAACCCGAUCGAAGCGUAUCACUCGCACGCAUUGGAUUGGUUGAUGAAUCCAUAAAAGUCUCGCCUGUAUCACGUAAUCGGAAUAAAUAUCAAACAACGUUUAUAACAGAAUCUUCGUCUGAGGAUAUUUCAAAUAUUCGAACUCCCCAAAAACGUUCAUCCGAAGAACGCUCCUCAGUAAAACGUAAUUUAUUCGGGGAAUGUAAACAUAAUAGUUCAACAUUACAGGAAGAAGUGAUUAAAUUACAAAAUAUGUUGAAGGAAAAAGAACAGGAAGUUCUUUUAACACAAUGUGAAAUGAUUCAAAAAGAUAAUCAAUUACAAACAGAUAAAUUGAAAUUAGCUGAACAAUAUGAAGAAUUAAAAAAACAACGUGCAGAUGCCUUAUUAUCAGUAAACGAGGCUGAAGAGAAAGUUAAACGUGCUGUUGAACAAAGACAAAUUACAGAAGAACAACUUGAUAAAUUAUCGAAAAUGAUUGAAGAUUUAUUACAUCAAAAAGCGAAUUUAUCGAUUGAACUUGAAUCUCAAAUACAAAAAUCACAAGAAACAAUUGAAUUAUUACAACAAGAACGUGAUAAUGCGUUAAAAGAAGCUGCUGAAGCACAAAAACGUGCUGAAAGUGCGUUUGUUGAUGUUAAAUUAAGUGAAAUGCGUCUAACUACAUUAGAAAAGUCUUAUAAUUUAUUGAAAAAUGAAUUUGAUGAGCAAUUGAAUUUAAAAAUGAAAGAAACUGAAGAAAAAUGGAAUAAUAAAUAUGAAAAUUUGGAUAAAGAAUCAAAACAAAAAUUAAAUGAAUUACAGCAUAAAUGUGAAGAAUGUCAUGUGUCAAAAGAUGCAUAUAAUGAAAAAUUAAAAGAAUUAGAAACAGCAUCAAAUGAAAUUGAACGACUGAAAAAAGAAUUAUCGCAAUUUGAGGGUAAAAUUAAUGCUCUUAAAGAAAAUGAAACGAAAUUUGUAGCUAAAAUACAACAAAUGGAGACACAAAAUAAAGAACAUAGUUCACAUUUACGUAAAGAGUUGGAUGAAGCAACACUUAUAGCAUCACAAGCGGCUGUGGAAAGAACUAAAGUCAUUACCGAAAAGAAUCGCUUAGAAAAAGAAGUACAACGUUUAGAAAAUGAACGUAAUAAUUUUGAAAAACAAUUAAAACAACAAAAAAUUGAAUUUACACAAAAAGAAAAUGAUUUAACUCAAACAAUUGCUGUACUAAAAGACGAAAAAGAAAGUCGUAAAAAUUUCACGGAAAAUGGUGAAAAUAAUUUGUUAAAACAAGUAUCAAUACUUGAAAAACAAAAGAAUCAAUUAGAAUUGCAUGUGAGCCAGUUAGAAAAUAUUAAUGCUGAUUUAGAAAAUCGAUUAGUUAAAGCGUUUGCUAAACAGACUGAUUCGAAUGAAACAUUGUUAACGAAUAAAACAAGUGUGUCGACAAUUAGUAAUGCACCGAAAUCGCAUUUGAAUCAAAAAGAUUUUUCAGGUUAUACAUCCGAAGAAAUUCCUGUAGGAUCUUAUGAAAUUAUCUCACAAAAUAAUAACAGUAAUAAUGUGCAACGAUGGUUUAAUGAAGAUCAAGAGAGAUUAAUGGUUAAUUCUUCACCAGAUUUAGGUAUUGAAAGUGACCAAGGGCGAUUUUCCAGUUUAGAAGCAAAUGUUGGUGUAGCUACAGUGAUGAGACCAUUCCUACCGCCCUUAGAAUUAACGCAAACAAUGAAUAACAUGUUAAGCAGUUUAACAACGAAUGAUACUGAUCCAAUGAUCAACAUAUCUGAAAUACAGAAAUUGCGAAAUGAAAACACAAUAUUAAAGGCAAGAUUAAUGCAAACACGAAAAACACUUGAAAACACUGCACAACAGUUAGCAAAAUCAAAUGAACGUAAAAAACAAGUUGAAAAAGCAGUGUGUAAACAAAUUCAUAAAACUAGUUUAGUUUUACGUAAAGCUCGUGCUAAUUUGGAUUCCGGUUCAGAAAAUGAUGUUCCUAGUAAAUAAAUGAUAAUUUUUACACGUUUCGAAAUAAUUAUAAACAAAAAUGUGCCAAGUUUUUGGAUUUAUA